This is a messenger RNA of Oncorhynchus nerka (sockeye salmon), 692 nucleotides long. RefSeq names its product myelin-oligodendrocyte glycoprotein-like. Gene Ontology annotation, cellular component: external side of plasma membrane. NCBI's taxonomy places the organism in Eukaryota, Metazoa, Chordata, Actinopteri, Salmoniformes, Salmonidae. Bases 27 to 692 code for a protein of 221 amino acids. The transcript has 6 exons. Gene Ontology annotation, biological process: regulation of cytokine production; T cell receptor signaling pathway. Gene Ontology annotation, molecular function: signaling receptor binding. The record is from RefSeq and is a predicted model, not a curated record.
AGAGAGUUAGUGAUUGACACGUUGAGAUGGAACGCACCUGUCUUCUACUCUUGCUGUUGAGUACACUGGUAUACUGUAGCCUCGGACAAGGUGGAGGGUCGUCUGAGGUUCAGGUUGUUGGACCGGCUGACCGAGUCGUUGCCUUAGCUGGUGACGACGUCAUUCUACCAUGUUCCCUGGAACCCAGUGUCAGUGCUAAGGACAUGAUAGUGAGGUGGACAAGAUUGAACCCGAAAACAGAAAACGUCCAUCUUUACCGUCAAGGUCGAGACUCCAAUGAGGAGCAGUCUCCAUCCUACAAGGGAAGGACAUCAAUGUUUAAUGACAAACUGAAGAACGGCAACGUCUCCUUAAAGCUGACCAGAGUUACUCUCUCUGAUGCUGGAAGCUACAGGUGCUUCAUUCCAACACUGACCAUCCAGGUGAAGGAAACCACCGUUCAACUCUUUGUUGAUGACGUGUUUCCUAAAUCACAAGUAGGGUUGAUUAUUGGUCUACUAAUAGCAGCAGCUGUUGCAGUUCUUGCAGCUUCAGCUGGUGUCUACAAGUGGAGAAAACAUACAGAAAAGAAGAAUCAAACAAUAUCUGAAAAAAUCAGAGAUUUUUCAAGUUCCUGUCUGUCUUUUGUCGUAUAUUGUAGCUUCAACCUGUCAGCUUCUAUUGUAGCUUCAACCUGUCAGCUUCUAUUGUAG